AUGGCGCAAUGGUCUUACGACUUCUGCCUCUCCUGCGACCGCCAGAUUGCGGAGAACUGUGCCUACUGUAGCCAGGCCUGCCGGCUCGCCGACUUGGAGAAGGCUGGCAGCACACAAGCACAAGCGCCCUCGCAGCUGUCAUCAUCUGCUUCCUCUUCGUCGUCAUCAUCGUCGUCGUCGAACAAUGGCUUCUAUCUCCCGCCAGCCGUCAACUUCUCAGCAUACAAGGCAGCCCCAAGCUCACGAGGAUCUGACAUGGCCCCUCCCAGCCCGUAUCACUACUACCCAACUGCAAACGGUACCUACUUUGCACCCACAGCAGCAACAACAAGGCAAUCACCACAACGUAUCCUCACGCCAUCUUCAUCACGAUCAUCACUUGCCUCUGCUGCCUCUCAGACCCAAACAGGCAUCUCGCAACAAGCGGCUACACAGCUGAACAGCUACAUGCGCUCAUUCGAUCAAACCCGAGACUUGAAGAGGCGGUGCACGCAAUACUAG
Messenger RNA from Cucurbitaria berberidis CBS 394.84, 501 nucleotides. RefSeq lists its product as uncharacterized. Lineage: Eukaryota; Fungi; Ascomycota; Dothideomycetes; Pleosporales; Cucurbitariaceae. The record is from RefSeq and is a predicted model, not a curated record. The transcript is spliced from 2 exons. The coding region runs from base 1 to 501 and encodes 166 amino acids.